CGGUGUUAUCGGCGACUUGUUGAUCCCGUCUUUGAGUAUGGAGAUGGAGCUCCACUCGUGGCAGAACGUUCUCAGGAUCUGUGAGGAUGCGGCGGCUUGCGUGCAAGAACGGACUUCGGAGCAGCUCGACACCGUCUUAACCAUCCUCAAAAUAAUUUGUUCCGGUCUACCCGGUGAGACGUCAGCCAGUUUCUACUUAAAGGUGCUCCAUCCCGAGGAGUGUCUGUCAUGCCUCUUAGAGUUUGAGUGCUUCCAAGAGACGCUAAAGAGUAGCCCUCGAGAAUGCACAUCUUUUGCGGAUUCCAUUUUGAAUAUUUCUCGAUUAAGUAAACAGCUUGGCUUGACAUUAGACACAUUAGUGCGACUGAUUCCGAGCCAUGUUGAAGAGAAGAAUAGACUUAUUCAAAAAGUUUUUCAACAUAAAGAUUGGGAGAAUUUUCCAUUAACAUUGAUUGAGCAUUGUUUAUCUGAAGACACUUCACUCUUUGAAUCUCAUUUCGUCGAACUUUAUAAAGACAGGCCUGACGAUACGAUCAUACCGCUUAAAUUGAACCGUUGGCUAUUUUGGUCUUCAAAAUCACCGGCGGUAUUUCAGAUUCUAACUGCCGUCUUGAACGAGUUCCUCUUUGUUACAAAAGACAAACUCUCUACGCUUUUUAUCAUCAGGACGUUCGUCAAGGAACUUUCUAAACUGUGCGAAUCUAUCAGUGCUGAUCUUGUUAGUCUUUACCCAUUCAAGGUGCAAUUCUUAGCCGCAUUACUUACACUGGAUCCAGAUAAUCUUCCUGAAAAUUAUAGAAAUAUCUUUAUUGGAAAAAUUGUACCUUGCCUCAGUUCUUUAGAUGAACUAGACAGAAUGAUCCUUUUAUCACAUUUUCACUCUUGGCAUGUUUAUCUUAAGGAUAAUGUGAGUAAAAAAUUAUUUUAUAUUUAAUUUAUUAUAUUGUAUUUAUAUGAAAAGUUCAGUGUUCUGUGAUAAUUUUGAUAUUUUUCUUAUCCUAUAUUAAAUGUUAGCUUCUAAUUAUUACAAAAUAUUUUUUAAGUAAAUAAGUCAAAAUUUACUACCCUUGUCUUUAAUUUGGUUGUUAACAAAUAAAUGAAUGCAAACACACUGAAUAUGGCGAAAUGUGUUUGACAGACCAACCCAGCAAGGAUAGGCAGGCCAAAAUGAUCCCUAACCGAAUUUCAGGAACGUCUCCUGUAAACAUGGAAAAAUCGCACAACUCUUUAAUGUUAGCUCAUACUUUGACAUAAAAUUUGCAUGUCCUAGAAUAUUCUUGAAAAAAAGUGGCACAAUGUCUGAAACUAUGCAUUCAUCACCCACAAGCACAUGGGGUUUUUGCACCAAAUUCUAAACAAUUUUGAAUCGUACACAGGGUGAGGAUGUUGGUGUCAGAAAAACGUCUUGACAGACAAACCCGGCUAGAACGAGGGAAAAUUUUUCACCUGCAUACUCAUCCUCACCUUUCUUGAGCUUUAGCUCCUAUGAGAUGAAUUAAAAUAAAAGACAGUUCACACAGGAGAAAAUAAACAAUUAGUCGAACAAGACAGU
Molecule: messenger RNA, 1552 nt
Organism: Cimex lectularius (bed bug)
Lineage: Eukaryota; Metazoa; Arthropoda; Insecta; Hemiptera; Cimicidae
Exons: 3
Coding region: 38-934 (298 amino acids)
Source: RefSeq, a predicted model, not a curated record